Bradysia coprophila is the source of this 895-nucleotide messenger RNA. RefSeq lists its product as uncharacterized. The record is from RefSeq and is a predicted model, not a curated record. Lineage: Eukaryota; Metazoa; Arthropoda; Insecta; Diptera; Sciaridae.
AAAUGGAAAAUGAAUCGAAGUUCGAUGCCUCUUUGUCAGGCCAGGAAUUUCAAGCGCAUAGUUCCAGUUCUAGUGGCACCCGUAAUUUGAAUUUGUCAUAUGGACAGGCAUUUUCAGCGGACGCGUUCGAUUCAAUAAACCAGAACGUACUGAUACCAAACGUGAAUGAAAAUGUUAAUCGGGCCGUAUUGAACGAGAAUCCAGAUGGGACCGUUAAUGGACAGCAAGGGCCAAUGGAUCGAAAUAUUACAAUGUCAUUGGAACGUCCAACAAUUUCAACCAUCCCUACACCACCACGCCAACGAAGAAGACUUGAUUCUUCUUCUGGAUCAGAAUUAUCCGUUUCGUCCGAUGGAUUUGGAGAAGCAAGGCGCGCUCGGAAUGUCAUCCAAGCGGACAUCAAGGACGAGCUUGAUUACUUUCGAAAAGCUGCUAGAGACAUGGAAAAACUCCCACAGGCGUCGGACGAAUUGGAAAGACUGUACCGACAGUUAUUUGACCUACGGCAAACAGUAUUUCUUGAUUUGACGCAAAAACUCAUUGCCAAUUCGCGCAAUCGUACACAAAUUUGAAUAAUUUGAUUAAUUAAUUUGAAAAAUCGUGUAUCGCGUGUGUGUCUGAACGGAUGAUAAAAAAACUUGCAUUUUCUUUUAAAUACCGCAGUUUUUAAUUAAAUACCAAAUUAGCUAAUUACCUGAAUCAAAUGCCUUGAGAAGGCUUACAAACGGUAUUCGUAUCGCCAUGCAAUCAUUAAAUCUAUGACUUCGUCGUGACUUUGUCGUUGCAGAAUAUAUUUUCGAGAAAUCAAAUCUAAGACUUCCUUAGUUUGCGUGGAGCUGACGCCCCUUCAAAAGGCGCUGUACAAAAGCUUCAUUGCAUCGGAUUCGAUAAAGAA